UUCAUCAAUAGGUGCUAUACGACAUUGAAAACCAAGUGAAACAAAAUGUUCAAGUUCCUUGCAUUUCUGACCAUUUGCGUCGCACUGGCCUCGGCCAAUUUGGUGCGCGUACCCAUCUACAAGAACCCCAACUACCGCCAAACCCGUCAGUCUGUGAAGACCGAGACCGCCUACUUGCGCGGCAAGUACAAUGUGGCCACACCACGCAGCGCAGACGAGCAAUUGGACAAUUACCUGAAUAUGGCUUACUAUGGCAAGAUCACCAUCGGUACACCGGCACAGGAGUUCUUGGUGCUCUUCGACUCUGGCUCAUCCAACUUGUGGGUGCCAUCAUCCACCUGCCCCAGCAGCAACGAAGCUUGCCAAUCUCACAAUCAAUACGAUUCGAGCGCUUCCAGCACUUAUGUUGCCAAUGGUGAAAGCUUCUCCAUCGCUUAUGGUACUGGCAGUUUGACUGGUUUCUUGUCGCAGGAUACCGUUAGUGUAGCUGGACUCACCAUUCAAAACCAAGUGUUCGCUGAAGCUAUGCAAGAACCCGGUACCAGUUUCGUUGACGCCAACUUCGAUGGUAUUUUGGGUAUGGCCUUCCAAUCGAUUGCCGUUGACGACGUUGUGCCACCUUUCUACAACAUCUGGUCUCAGGGUUUGGUGAGCAAUGAUGUGUUCUCCUUCUACUUGGCUCGUGAUGGUACCUCCUCUCAGGGUGGUCAAAUGAUUUUGGGUGGUUCCGAUCCCAGCCUCUAUCAAGGUGGUCUCACCUAUGUAUCCGUCUCUCAGCCCGGUUAUUGGCAAUUUAGUUUGAAUGGUGCUACCAUGAACGGACAGGUCUUGUGCAGUUCCGGUUGCCAAGCCAUUGCUGAUACUGGCACCUCACUCAUUGUUGCUCCAUACAAUGCCUACAACGUAUUCAUGAACAUCGUUGAUCCCGAUGGUGAUGGCUCCGUUGACUGCUCGUUGGUAGACAGCUUGCCAGAUAUGGAGUUCGUCAUUGGCUAUAAUACCUUCCUUGUACCUGCAUCACAAUACAUUCUUAACGACUAUGGUGAGUGCUCACCUGCCGUCAGCUACAUGGGUACUGACUUCUGGAUCUUGGGUGAUAUCUUUAUUGGCAUGUACUACACCGAAUUCGAUAUGGGCAAUAGCCGUAUCGGUUUCGCUCCAGUCGCUUAAGUUAUCGACCUUUUGGUUUACCUUUAAUUUAAAUAAAAAUGUUUGAAGUAAA
This is a messenger RNA of Bactrocera tryoni, 1222 nucleotides long. Its product is annotated as lysosomal aspartic protease-like. Gene Ontology annotation, molecular function: aspartic-type endopeptidase activity. The record is from RefSeq and is a predicted model, not a curated record. Gene Ontology annotation, biological process: cell death; proteolysis. NCBI's taxonomy places the organism in Eukaryota, Metazoa, Arthropoda, Insecta, Diptera, Tephritidae. Bases 46 to 1170 code for a protein of 374 amino acids. Gene Ontology annotation, cellular component: lysosome. The transcript has 2 exons.